AUGCGCAUUCCGAUGCCCCGCUCUUCCCGGCCACAACGCCCAACCCAAAAGGGCUGCGACGGCUCGACGAACAUCAAGAACAACGCGAGGGCUCCUCGUCUUCAGGUCUUCAGCAAGGCAUCCCCGACCGUAUCAAUCUCGAACACGAACGCGUCCUGUGCCACCACCGCUUGUCUUUCUCCUUCGCCUGUAUCUGACAUGCCUACCAACUUCAUUCCAUUCCCAUCGUCGCCCAUUCCAUGUCCUACCGGACGAAACGACGUGUCGCAGAAGGAUACGCAUCCGAUCUUACGCGACUUUUACGAGGAAGAACUAUCUGCGGCUGCACUGGACGCCUACAAUGACGGAGGCGCGUCGCAAACCGUCGUCCGCAACGUCCGCAAACGCGCGAAGUCCUCGCUCUCGUGGUCUGAACCUAGCCACAACUCCCUGUUGCAGAGGGGCGAGAACAACCUUUACGCAGAUCCGGGCCUUCUGAUUCCGCGUCGUUCCGCCAGACGCAUGGGUCAGCGCAAGCUGGAGUCGCGGUCCGCGGACGGUGGCGGGCGAAAGUUAAGCAUACUUGCCGGUGGCCCACCCCAAAGGCGCGCCCGAAAAGAGAGGCGAAGCGUCUCCGACGCGCAGUUCCUCGCGAUAGUGCACCAGAGUAUCGCCUGGCGCGCACGUAACAUACAAGCGAACCUGCAGGACGCGUUCGCAGCGGAGGAUAUCGCUCUCGCCAGGCGCCUCUGGCUGGACCUUGUCGCACAGGGCUGGCAGCCCGUCCCAUUCAACGACCAGCUGCCGUGUGGACGUCGUGCGAACGAGAUCCACGAUGCCUCGUCGGUCCCCCCUCCCACAACGUGCCUGCCGUCUGCUCCGCUGGCAACUAGGAUGCCGCCCCCGUACACGCUUACCAUGCCGCAGCUCGUGGCAGUGCUGACUUUGCGACACAGAGAUCGCAGUGCCAGUCGUUCGCGGUCAAAAGACGAGAAGGUCGAGCUGGCCCUGCCGGCACGCCCGCCAUCGUCGCUCUCUCGGAUCGUAUUCUCCGAAUAG
Sparassis crispa is the source of this 1038-nucleotide messenger RNA. RefSeq lists its product as hypothetical. The record is from RefSeq and is a predicted model, not a curated record. The transcript has a single exon. NCBI's taxonomy places the organism in Eukaryota, Fungi, Basidiomycota, Agaricomycetes, Polyporales, Sparassidaceae. The coding region runs from base 1 to 1038 and encodes 345 amino acids.